This is a messenger RNA of Fonsecaea nubica, 576 nucleotides long. RefSeq lists its product as hypothetical. The record is from RefSeq and is a predicted model, not a curated record. The transcript is spliced from 2 exons. The coding region runs from base 1 to 576 and encodes 191 amino acids. Lineage: Eukaryota; Fungi; Ascomycota; Eurotiomycetes; Chaetothyriales; Herpotrichiellaceae.
AUGUCACACACGCCACUCCCCCAUCCGCGCAGAAUCGUCACCGGCCACGAUGAGGAGGGAAAAGCGAUCUUCCUCGCCGAUUCGCGCAUCCCCUUGGAAGUGACCAACCUAGGCGCCAGCCUCGGCGUGCUCUGGGAGACGAAGCAGGUCCCGACUGAUAACUCUGGGAGGGAUGAUCCCGCGACGACGAGGACGACGGAUCUCGCGAAUAAGAGCGGGGUGGUGCUUAGGGUUGUGGACAUUGAGCCCGGUACGACCCAGAUAGGCCAAGAUGCUCUUCCACAGGACCGAGUCGCUCGACUUUGGGAUUCUGUUCGACGGUCGAGUCUCGUGGUGAGCUUCACCUCCAGCAACAUCUACUGCAAUUCCUUCUCCUUACAUCUUAUUCCUUUCUCCUUCUUUGCCUCUUCAAUGCAACCUGCACUGUCUCGUACUGAUCAAAGCGUCUUGGUGCACAGUUACUUGGACGACGGCGCGAGAGUCGACAUGGAGCCCGGCGACGUGUGUGUCCAGCGCGGCACGAUCCACGGGUGGACAAAUGCCGGCACAAAGACAGCACGAAUGUAUUUUGCUUGA